This is a messenger RNA of Amoebophrya sp. A120, 3850 nucleotides long. Lineage: Eukaryota; Dinophyceae; Syndiniales; Amoebophryaceae. The record is from the annotation of a GenBank genome assembly.
AGGAACUCAAAUGAAAUCAGUUCAGAUUUCUAUCGCAUGCAACGUUCUUUCCGAGUGAAGAAUGUGAAAGUCUGGAGAGAAUCGGAAGAAAAUUCUGUUUCGGUUGGUUAUGAAGCAAACGUGAUCAACCGUUGUCCUCGCAGAUCGACCACAAAAUGUCACUCUGAAGAGAAAGAUCAUACUAUGUUCGAAAUCGAAAUGCAGAAUCAGCAAUUUCCACGAUCGUCUUGGCCUCUUUCGAUGCUGAUCGAACCGAUUUUUAUUCCUGGCUCGAAGUCGAAUUGGUAUUCGCUGAAAUUGGUAUUCGCUGCAGCAAGCUUGUGAUACCACAUAACAGUUUUUGCACCAGAAGUUAUUGAAAAGAAUCUAUCAUAUAUCUUUGCGCAACCAACACCAACACGUUUUUAAUUAUGUGAAAAAAUUCACAAGAUGUAGCACGCUUAUUCAAGAACAUCCCUCACUGUAAUUGGAUCGGUAAACAAACCACGGAAGCUACGAACUUGAAAAACAAGUUUGGCCGAUCAUCCAUACCCAAUUACGCAAUCAUUGAUAACCCGUGAGUGUCGGAUUUCAUUUGCUUGCUUGUCGCACACCCGUAAACCAAUAUUUUCGACGCAUACUUCUAAAGCAAGACAAUGGAAGAAGGACCCAAAGGAAGUCCCGCAAGUAAGAUUGCAAGCGCCUUCGUCGAAAACACGACCGCCGCUGCUGUGGAUGAAACCGCAACUAUGCAAGAAAAUUUUCUCUCAUCAUGCGAAGAAGCAGAGCAAUCCACGAACAAGCGAAACGCCGCAGCUGUUACGACAACAGGCCCGUUCACUGUUACACCCUCCACGAAGAUGAACCUCGAACAGGAGCACCAAAAUCUCGUGGCCGUGAACAUCUACACCCCGUCCGGCCGGCUGUUCACGUCUUGGUAUGAGAAGUUGGACAAGACCUUGUCUUCGUCCAAAGCGAAAUCUUCCGACUUGUCCGGCAUGAGGACGAAAAGCACACUGAAAUCCGGAUUGUCGGGCGCGGAGACUACAACAACCUCGAAUUUCUUCGACGACACCUCCGACUGCGAAACCGCGUCGACCUGUUCCUCGGACUCCACGCUGUGGAAAGCCUCGGGAGUAGAGGGUAAAAAUCAACGAGGAUCUACUACCACUUCAUGUGCUUCCUUAUCGACCACCUCUUGCAGUCUUUCUUCCACGUCUGGCGGAUCAGACUCGGAGGUCGAAGUGGUGUUGCCAGAGGAGGAAGAAGACGGUAGCCCCGCGUUGCGCACCGAAAGUAGCGUCGAAGUAGACGAGGAGAUUAUUGAGGAAGACAAUUUGAUGUCACAAGACGUGUCGUCUUCGGCGGGCGCUGCUUGUUUAUUAGCCCCGGCUCCAACGGGUACAAUUGAAAAGAUCAAGAUGUCGAGGCAGCCUGAUCCAGGAACGACCGCGCAAAAGGAUAACGCAGCUGAAACCGCCCCAACUUCGAUCAAGCCGAAGAACUACGUGAACCUGCAGAAAAACACGGUGAAGGACCUGUGCCGCCACGUGCGGAACUGCUUGUAUGCGAACAAAACGCUGCACUUGGCGGAGCGGAAACACUGCCUGCAGCAGGCGUUCCCGGAAACGGACGUGAUCGGGACGGAGAACCCCACGGAGGAGCACCGAGUCAACAGCUUUUUCUAUUCCGCGGUGCAGCACGAUAAUAUCCAGGAACAAGAAGAAGAAGACCGCCUUGCUGGUGCACCGGGUGGUGAAGAUGAUGAUGAGCAAGUAGAACCUCCCCCCCUCCGCAAUGGCCAGCAGCAACGAGAAAACCCGCUCCGGGCGGAAGAUUUUUCCCUGGAUUUGGAGUGCGUCUGCUUGUUGAAAUUGGACAAUGUUUUUCUGACAAAGGCGGCGAAGUGCUGUCAGCUGAUUGACGAAUCUCCGAAUGAUGCGCAGGGAGGAGCUGGAAUGGCAACGAAGAAGAAGAAAACCGCGCGCCGGGAAAAUAAGAAGCGAAAGUUCUUCCUGAAAUUCUGGCUGACGGACUGCGAUCCCUUUGACUACUUGAACUAUGAGGAGGAAAGGCGAAGAGCGGAGCAACAAACUGCUUUUUUUCUUCAUGGUCCGGAAACGGCGGAGUACGGGGUCGAGCAGGUGUCCUCCACCGGCCCGAAAUUUCUCAACUUCGCCGUCAGCUUGUACGCGGACAAGACUAGUAGUACUGGUCGCGCCGACAUCGAGUCGUGCGGUGGUCGUUGUACAAAUGCCGAAACUUCUGUCCGGGCUGGUAGUUGUGGUACUACUAGUACCACUGUCGCUGCUGUAACGUCCUCAACUUCUGAUGAAGCAGAAGAACCUCCUUCUUCGGAACAGUACUACACCCCGUCGACUGCAGGACCUGUUUCGGACGGGGAGGAUCCAGGAUUUUACGAUGAAGAAGAAGAGGACGAGUGGGACGUGAUUCCCAGUAAUUUCGAGCAUCUGGUGUGGACCUGGUACCUGAUGUGCGACCAGACGGAGUUCGAACUGGGGAAAGAGAAGAAUCGGCUCGUUUUCAAACUGCUCGACUCCUUCGCGGAGUUGGAGUUUGAAAAGGACGCAGAUUUCGAGCUCUGCGCAAAGCUGCUGAACCUCGGGAAGAAGUUGUCGAACUCCAGAAACGUCGGGUUUGCGGAAGCCUUGCGACAGGUGGAGGAGUGUGUGUGGGCUGGACGUCAGAAGCAGAACCAGCAGGAUGAGAGCAACAGCAAGAACAGGCUGGCAAGCGAGGUAUUUUUUUCGUCCACUUGUCAGCACGGGAGGACUACAACAUCACAGAAAACUAGCGGACCAGUGCCGAAUAUUGCGGAAAAAUUGGAGGAAAUAGAUGCGGAAUUCAGGGAGAAUUUCGCCAUGAUGGGGAGCUGGGAGAAGUUGAGACUGCUCCCCUGGACCGGGUUUGAGAGCAAAACCCUGGAAGAAUUGGAGAAAAUGAAAUUGGUGGAGUGUUUGGAAAAAAGAGACGGCGAGAAUCAUAGUACCAUAAAAUCGGAGUGCUCUUUUCACGACAGUGAAGAUGAAUUUGAAGGAAGUUUUUCCGAAGGAGACUUCUCGGAUGAAGAAGUUUGCUGCCCCGAAAAAGAAAAGGGAGCAGAAGGUAGGAGUGGAGAGCUUCAAUCGAAGGUGCAAGGCGGAACUGCGGGUACGAAACAGUCCGCGAAAGCAGACGAUGGCACAAGGAAAAAAUGUUACCCAUUGGAACUGAAUUUCUCCAUUUGCGUUCCCAUGGAGUAAAGAUAACAGGAAUGUUUGAAGUGAAAAAGGAUAAAAAGCGGCGCGUUUACAUGCGUCGACCAAUCACCAGAGAAUUUAUCAGGUGAAACGCAUUGCAACAUCAUAGAUGAGCAUCAGUAGUAGACUGCAUGAAAUUCAGAGCAACACACAAGCAGUCAUUACAUUUAUCAAUCCAUCCCCAUAAAUUUACCCCUGAAGAAUGGGAAGAGUGCAGCAGAAGUUUAUUUCUUUGGACAGCUAGAAGUAGCGUUGUCUUCGCAAGAUUCUUUCAGAAAGGAAAACUAACACAAUGACAAAGAUUGCACUGAUGCAGAAGAUGAUUCUUUGCACAAAACUCCGAAACAGAGGAAAAUAUUUCAUGCGGAAUUUUUUUCGCACAACUGCACAGGUGCAUUGUCUUAUCUACUCUUGGCCGGGUCUACGGUAGUUUCUUGACUCAGUUGCAUAAAGAUUUUUUUGGAGAGAGGUAAAGAUAUCUUGCUGUAGCAUAGACACGUCAGCAUCAACAGAGUAAAGCAGUACUUCUGAUCCGCCCAAGGAACAAGAACAUAUUUCUGCAACCCAUUCAUUUACGCAAUGUUAUCUUUCCCUCCGUUGAGAAAUAAAAU